GAAACAGAAGUUAGAGUGCGUGUCUUACUCGUGGUGUUCAGUAGUGUUCUGGAAGUAAGAUCCAGACACUGGAGCUCCUCCGCGGAGCCCACUACCACUAUGGAGCCCUGGGCGGGCAGGGCGCAGAGCUGGGCCGGCCGCAACCCCUCCAGCUGAAAGGACACCUCGUUUCGGAUCUCCAUCGAUCUCGUGGAAGAGAAUUUUACCGUUAACCCCUUGUUUGCGGGAUCGAGUGAGGAAAGGGUUAAACAAAAAACAGCAUGGCUCACAGUCAACGUCAGAAGAAGAGAAGUUCUCAGUUCAAGAAGAAACAUUUCGAGGCCAAGGGACGGACUCAGAGCGAAGGAGGAGGGAAGAAGGAAGAGCACUCAGAGAGCUCAGCCCUGCAGAACAAGGCACCACAGCAGCAGGGUGGGGCGAGAAGAGAGGAAAAGAGAGAUGGGAGUCCUGUCUCUGGUCUGGCAGUGGAGAAGGCUGCUGACCACCAUGUUCAGGGAGACAGCAGGUCUGAAGAUUCAAGGAAGUAUUCACGUAGAAAGCUGGCAAGCAACUGGGACAGAUACGAUCGCAGUGAUGAGGAGGUGUCGACCUUCUCUCCAGAGACAGAGGAGCAGCUGCAGCAGAGGCUGGUUCAGCUGCUAGAUCUUCCCCUUGCUCCCCAGAACACCCACUGGGGGACAGAGGAGGGAAAGGACACCCACUGGGGGACAGAGAUAGAGGGAGAGAGGGGAUUUCUCUCUCUGGGCGUGGCGGAAUUUGCAGAGAGUCUGAGUGACCUGCCAGUACAUGUGAGACUUGACCUCUCACCUCAGUUACUGGAGCAGUAUGGAGUGAAUGAGACAGAUCUUGAGGUGGGUGGGGCCUCAUUCGAGCAGACUCCACCCCCUCGUGACCUUGUCCCUGGGGGUCAAGACGUAGUAAAAUCUCUCCUCUCCAGAGCCAAAGACACUGCGAAACAAUCAUUUGAUUUCAGAACACCUGAAAAGACUAUUGUUGGUAGGCAGCAGCCGUCGCUGGGGACUGAGGCUCAGCAAACCUGUGCCGACGUACGAUCUGAUUCUGGUUUGGACUCUCUCCUGCUCUCUAGCUCUCGGCAAAGACCACACCCACUUCCUCCUGGUCUGGACUCUCUUCCUCCACAUUUCUCUACAGAUUCUCUUUCUCCUCCUGCUGGCGUGAAAUCACACCCACGUAAUGAUUCCUCUGGUGCCACACUGCCUCCACCUAGUCCUAUAUCAUCAUCAUCGCCUACCCCUCCUUCUCUGGUGCCUGCUAUUGAACCUUCUCUAAUCCCAACUAAAGACGAAUUGGACGACAUUUUAGAUGAUCUUUUGUCAUAAUGACAUCAUGAAUGAAAAGCACUAAAGUGCAAACCCUCGGCACACUAUAUAGUGGUAGUAUAGCACCACCACAAUUGAUGGUCUUGACCAUAGAACAGCAUGUUAUGCACUAUUUCCAUGGAUUAUUUUCAAUAGGUUGAAAAAAAUGGCCAGCCCAUUUCUGUUUGAGGCCAAAAAAUUAUAUAAGGUAGAAAAAUUGCCAACCUUUCAUCUCUCUAUUAAUUUUCGUAUUACCUGUGGAUUGUUUAGUGCAAAAAAAAA
This is a messenger RNA of Geodia barretti, 1601 nucleotides long. The record is from the annotation of a GenBank genome assembly. Lineage: Eukaryota; Metazoa; Porifera; Demospongiae; Tetractinellida; Geodiidae.